AUGCGCGGCUCAUUACGACUACAGAAUGGCCUCCGUGCCAGCCGCCUGUGUGCGCGCAAUCCCAACACUCUAGCCACACACUUCUCUCUACGAUCAUCAGCUCCAGCCAGCUUCGCAUCGCAUACAGCAACAAACACACAACACUCCCGCAAUCCUAUCCCCGGCCCCUUUCGCAGAUCCUUCCACACCUCCUCCAGCCUCUCCAAGCGCCGAAGCCGCGGCGACGGCCCUCCCGAGUCUCCGCCGCCAACCAGCUUCAACGAGCUCGACGUGCUGGGCAGCGUGCCCGUGCCGUCGACGUCAGUGGAUGUGUGCAUGCACGACGGCUUCGGGCUGAACAGCGGCAUCACGAUCGAGGGGGGCGACGGGGCGCUGCUGGUCAGCGGAGAGGCGUUUGCGUGGCGGCCGUGGGAGGUGAAGGGGGAGAAGAAGUUGGUGAAUGACAAGGGACAGUUUGAGCUGCCGAGGGAGGCGUUUGGGUUGUUUGAUAUGCUGUGGCCUCGACCUGAUCUCCUGAUUAUCGGCGUAGGCAAACACAACUUGCCGUUGAGCCCACAGACACGACAGCACAUCUCGGCGCUGGGCAUGAGGGUCGAGAUGCUGGAUACGAGGAACGCGGCGGCGCAGUUCAAUCUGCUGGCGACGGAGAGAGGCGUGUCGGAGGUGGCGGCGGCUUUGAUACCCAUAGGCUGGGAGGAGGGGGUGGGUGUUACUCCUUGA
This is a messenger RNA of Trichoderma asperellum CBS 433.97, 720 nucleotides long. RefSeq lists its product as uncharacterized. Gene Ontology annotation, cellular component: mitochondrial inner membrane. Lineage: Eukaryota; Fungi; Ascomycota; Sordariomycetes; Hypocreales; Hypocreaceae. Gene Ontology annotation, biological process: mitochondrial respiratory chain complex I assembly. The record is from RefSeq and is a predicted model, not a curated record.